ACAGGAUUGUCUGGAACGAGACUGACCAUCUGCACCAACCUGUUCAAUUUCCAACGCAAAUCGGAGUCUGCCUUCUUUCAGUACCAUGUUGAUUUUGUCCCCGAUAUUCCCAACAUAAGGGUGAGAAAGUACUUAUUAAAAACAGUUGAGAAGCACCUUGGCAUCGACAGUUGCAACCAGUUUGACGGGUCCAUCCUUUUCACGUCACACAGGAUUGACGAUAAGGUAUGUUUUCAUUUUUGUUCCUGCAGGAGUGGAGAGGACAUCAAAAUAUCGAUCCGAUAUACAAAUGCUGUGCCGUACACUUCACCAAUGGUCUUGCAGAUAUAUAACCUCAUCUUUAAAAAGUUUGUGUUGAGGGAGAUUGGCUUGCAGAUCGUGGGAAGAAAUUAUUUCAACCCUCAGGCUGGUAUUGACAUAAGGGAGUUGGGAUUGAAGGUCUGGCCAGGAUAUUUUACCUCCAUACUGGAGUAUGAUGAGGGAAUAAACCUCAUGGUUGACAUCUGCCAUAAGGUCCUAGGCCAGGAAACUGUGCUUGAUAUACUGUACAAUGUGAGGAAGCUUAGACCUCGCUCUUACGUUGAAGAUAGCAAGAGAGAUGUUGUUGGAAAGAUUGUGCUAACCAGGUACAACAAUAGAACGUACAGAGUGGACGAUAUCGACUGGCGUCGCACCCCGAUGGACACCUUCCCUAUGAGAGAUGGCACCACCCAGAUGUCCUUCAAAGAGUACUACCGGACUAGGCACCACAUUGACCUCCUAGACGACACACAACCUCUUCUACUGAGCGUACCCAGUAGACGGGAGAAGAGGGCUGGCCAGGAUGGCCCCAUAUGUUUGAUCCCUGAAUUGUGCAUUGUCACUGGUAUAUCUGAUGAGAUCAAGUCAAACUUUCACAGCAUGAGGGAGCUAUCAACCCACACGAGGCUUGGGCCCCACGAAAGGUCCGGCAAAAUAGAACAGCUUCACCAGCAGAUACGCCGCUCUCAAAACGCCAUGAAGGAUUUAGCCAACUGGAAUCUAUCAUUGAAUCCCAACCUAUUGACAAUAGAAGCCAGAACUCUGGAGGCGGAACAAAUCUUUUUAGGAAUAAAAGGGUCUGCACGAGAAAAUCCCAAAGUAUGUUUUUCUAAUGCUGAUUGGAGCAGAGAUAUGCGUGCCCUAAAUCUACUGACACCAAUACGUCUCGAACGCUGGGCUAUGGUCAUCCCAAAGAGGCGUUUUGAAGAAUGUCAAAACUUUUUCACAAAAUUGGUGCAGGCUGGCCAGAUGAUGGGAGUAAAAAUUGAAGAACCUGAAGUUUACGAUUUGAACGAUGAGAGUAACAGAUCUUACAUACAGACUCUGGAGAAAUUUGAUAGGAAGGAUUACCAGCUAGUUAUGUGCGUGCUGGAAAGUGAAAAGAAGGAUAAGUAUGAUGUUAUCAAGAAAACUUUGUGCAUUAAUGUGCCAAUACCGAGCCAGGUGAUGCUGAUGAAGACUCUAAGGAAGCAGCCGGGGGCAGUCCUCUCUGUUGCCACGAAGGUCGUCAUCCAGGUGAACUGCAAGGUCGGAGGCGAAGGAUGGGCUGUCUCUAUACCCGCCAUGAAGUACUCAAUGGUCAUCGGGAUCGAUACCUACCAUGACUCGUCCAAGAAGUAUCGAUCAGUUGUUGGCAUUGUUGGCAGUACAAACAGUUCUUUUACCAAGUAUCAUACUACAUGGGCAUUCCAGGAGAAAGGUGAAGAAGUAUCCAGCUGUCUGUGCGCUGCAAUUGCCAGUUUGGUCAAGGCGUUCACCACAGCCAACGGCGGCAACAGACCCGGCAGAAUCUUCGUGUACAGGGAUGGUGUCGGAGACGGCCAGCUGGGAAUGGUCUACGAUCACGAGCUUCUCCAGAUUCAGGAGGGAUGCAAGGAUGAAAAUGAUCCCAAAUAUAAGCCUAAAAUCACGUUGUUCGUCGUCAAGAAGAGAGUCAACAACAGAUUUUUUGCAUUCGACAAAAACAGGCGAGCCAACCCUCCACCAGGCACCGUCAUUGACACCAAGGCCACCAGACCCCACUGGUACGACUUCUUCCUCAUCAGUCAGUCGGUUAACCAGGGCACUGUCACUCCAACCCAUUACAACAUCCUUCACGAUGACUCUGGCCUGAAGCCUGACCACCUGCAGAGGCUUACCUACAAACUCUGCCAUCUCUAUUUCAAUUGGCAGGGUACAGUGAGGGUGCCAGCCCCCUGCCAGUACGCCCAUAAGGUGGCCUUCCUGAUUGGACAGUCCCUGCAUGAGUCACCUAGUAACACUCUGGCCAACAAACUAUUUUAUUUGUAG
Helobdella robusta is the source of this 2310-nucleotide messenger RNA. RefSeq lists its product as hypothetical. Gene Ontology annotation, molecular function: protein binding; piRNA binding. The annotation marks the transcript as partial. Gene Ontology annotation, biological process: regulatory ncRNA-mediated gene silencing. The record is from RefSeq and is a predicted model, not a curated record. Gene Ontology annotation, cellular component: P granule. Lineage: Eukaryota; Metazoa; Annelida; Clitellata; Rhynchobdellida; Glossiphoniidae. The transcript is spliced from 18 exons.